CCCGUUCCCCACCCCCCCCUUCUCGCCGCGCUCCUGCACCGAUUCGCUGCGCGUUUAUUGCCUGAUUAUUCGAUCCACGGGGAAGGGGAUAGGCACAUACGAUUCGCCGUGUGCUGUGCUGCUUUGUUUGGUUCGAGUCGACGCCGACCGCCGUGACGUCCGAGCCGCCGAUUUGGUUGCCCGUACUCGGCCUCCCACUCUACUUGUUCAUAGCUAGCUUCUUCAUACAUGAUACAGAAAAAUAAAAUGGAUGUCCACAACAUUGGGGACCAUGAUUAUUUCCAAGAAAACAUCCUGCCACGCGGAGGUGAACAAGUUGCUGGCGUAAUUCUGAAAAGGCUGGGCCUCCAGGUCGCAUUUGGCUUCGAGAAGUUGCUCAACUUGGAGAUGCUGGUCAUGGAGAUCGCUCGCCGAGCCGCUGAUAUCGAGCCGCUCAUGCGGGGGCCUCAAUCGAUUACAGCUGAAUCGGUCGACAAGGCUUUCGAAUUCGAUGUCCUGUACGGUAUUGUAGAUUCUGAAGUCAACGAGUUGGAGAAGCUAGUUGGUUCUAUGCAAAUGGAUAUUGGCAAUGCUGAAGACAAGGUUUCGGAGGAAGAACCAGGGAGCAGGGUGAGGGACAAGCUGCAGGCUGCCACCGAGUCUUUGAAGCAGAUGCAGGAGCUGAUUUAUGCUAUUAGAAGGGAGUCUGCAAGCUUUGAGAAAGUCAUACCACAUUCACACGAUAAACAGGGAACUCCUCAAGGAGUUGGAUAUGAAAAUGGUCACAUGUCAGCUCAUACCACUAUGCAGGCUGAGGAUCAAAGAAAUGUCCUGCAGAUGUUAGAACAGUCAAUAGCAAGUGAAUUAGAUCUUGAGAAGAAGCUAUGCGAUACAAGGUCUGUUGUGGAGGAACUCAAAAUGAAGCUGCAUCAUGCAGAACAGGAAUCAUAUUUCUUGGAUGAAUCGAUCGAAGCGAUUUAUGAAAGAAUGCUCACAGCAGAAAAUGCCUCCCAGUUGUUUCUUGGAACUUCGAAGGAACUCAUUGGUAAAAUUAAUACCAUCCAGUUCGAUUUAAGCGCGUCAGUUCGUAGGGAAGGUGAUUUUAAAUCGAAGUUAAAGCAAACCUUGAUGAAAUUAAAUGCCAACAAGAGCACUCCGGAGAUAAUGCUAGGAGACAGUGAUAACAACGCCAGUCAGGAGGCUAUGCAGACUCAGACACUAUCACCUCCUGAGUUCUUCACUUUGCGGGAUAAGAUUCUGCAGCUAGAGGAGUGGUUGAGGGACUGUGGCUCUCAUCCGCAGUGGUCACCGCUGUCAAGAGGAGCAAAUGAAGAAGAGCAGAAUAUGAUGCAGUCUGAGGUAAGCACAUUCGGGAAUAUUACCAGUGAUAUUAAAGUUGCCAUUUCCAAUGCAGAAAGAAGAACAAAAAAUGCUGAAGCAAGGUGUACACAGCUCACUCAAACUAAUAUUCAACUUAAUGGGGAGCUGAACUCUCUUAAAAGUCAAGGGUCAGAUAGGGCUGGCUUAUUGGAGAAGAAACUUGAGGAAUCAGACACUCAGUUAGAGCACGCAAGAGCAUCAGUUGAUGCUAUUGUUGAAAAACAGAGUAUGUUAAGAUCUUCGAUGUCUGAUAUGGAACAGAUGAUUGAAGAUCUGAAGGAGAAGUUUUUGAAAGCUGAAACCAGGGCUGAGAAUGCUGAAUCAAAAUGUACAUUGUUGUCAGACACUAAUUUAGAGCUUAAUGAAGAGCUAUCAUUUCUGAGAGGUCGAGUAGAAGGUCUAGAAAACUCAUUGCAUCAAGCCAACCAACUGAAGAUGUCCACUGCAAAAGACAUUAGUAUUAAAACAAAAACCAUCACUGAUUUGGUUGCAAAACUUGCCUUGGAAAGAGAACGCCUUCAUCUACAGAUUGCUACACUAACAAAGAAGAACAAGAUGUUGGCUCAAAAAUGCAAAGAAAAUGUUAAUGAAGCUACAUUAUCAAGCAAAAAGAUUACUGCUAACAAAGGUGAACUCCGACCCAUUGAAGUAACAGAGGAAGCAGUCGUAGAUCCUUCAUCAACAGAAACCAAGGUGACAACGAUUGCUAACACUCUCCGAGAGCAGGAAGCUGAGGUGACUCCUCCACUGGAAGAUGAAUUUGGCACAGAGAACACAUUCGAGACAGUGCGCUCCAUUGAGCCGACGCUGCUAAAUUGGAAGCACAUUUUCGCAGCAGUCCUGGUUUUGCUGGCUGCCGUUUUCGUGUACCUACUAUACCAAGAAGAUGACAGAGUCCAACAGUUACUAGGGCAAUUUGUAGGUUUGUAGCAACCAGGUAGAAGAAUAAGACCUAUCUUGCAAUAAUGCUCAUUCCUUACGUUGUAGGGACGUCAAUUUUGGUAGCAGCCGCCGUUGCAAGUGUUUCAGCUUUUGCAUGUAUCUCCUUAGCAACCCUCGCUCUUUUCCCUUUCAUGCCCUGAUUCUAAGUAUUUAUAGAUCCGACAGACUUCUUUUUGUAAGAGAGGGAUCGUGCAGCAUUUGCUUUAAAACUUUCGUUCUCAUCAGUUUGCAAAUUUGCAUUCCGUGAUGCAUGACGGAAUAUUCGUAUUCAUAGAUGACAAGCAACACCGAUCUUCACAAUUUCGCAGAA
Messenger RNA from Phragmites australis (common reed), 2611 nucleotides. RefSeq names its product WPP domain-interacting tail-anchored protein 1-like. The transcript has 5 exons. Bases 229 to 2289 code for a protein of 686 amino acids. The record is from RefSeq and is a predicted model, not a curated record. NCBI's taxonomy places the organism in Eukaryota, Viridiplantae, Streptophyta, Magnoliopsida, Poales, Poaceae.